ACGCUUUUGCUGGCGCUGCGGAGGCAUCUUCAUCUUCUUACUUUCUUUUUGUUUUUGAUUUGAAUAUAACAAAUUAAGGAGCUCUGCUCUGAGCGAGAAUGCCUGGACUCAUUGGCCCCCCUCAUUAUUCCCAAGAACCCUCUCGUCAUCCCUGUCUCAUCAUCAAUGCUAAGGAGCCUUUCAAUGCUGAGCCACCACGAUCGGCCUUGGUCUCCUCUUAUAUCACUCCCAUAGAUUUGUUCUACAAGAGAAACCAUGGGCCAAUCCCACUAGUUGAUGACAUUGAGAGAUAUAGUGUCUCUAUCUGUGGUUUGCUGGGAAAUCCUAAGGAUCUGUUUAUGAAUGAUAUCAGAAAGCUACCAAAGUACAAUGUCACUGCUACCUUGCAGUGUGCAGGUAACAGAAGGACUGCUAUGAGCAAAGUAAGGACAGUAAAGGGUGUUGGCUGGGAUGUUUCUGCUAUUGGAAAUGCAAUUUGGGGUGGGGCUAAAUUGGCAGAUGUCCUUGAACUUGUGGGGAUUCCUAAACUGACAAAAAGCACCCCAUCAGGAGGAAAACAUGUUGAAUUUAUAAGUGUUGAUAUGUGUAAGGAAGAGAAUGGAGGUCCUUAUAAGGCAUCCAUCCCAUUAAUUCAGGCAACAAAUCCUGAAGCUGAUGUCUUGAUUGCAUAUGAGAUGAAUGGAGAGCCUCUCAAUAGGGAUCAUGGAUAUCCAUUACGUGUGGUUGUUCCUGGGGUUAUUGGCGCUCGCUCUGUUAAAUGGUUGGAUACCAUCAAAAUAAUUGCAGAAGAAAGCCAGGGUUUCUUUAUGCAAAGGGACUACAAGAUGUUUCCACCUUCAGUUAAUUGGGACAAUAUUGUGUGGUCUACUCGAAAGCCACAAAUGGAUUUCCCUGUUCAGUGUGCUAUUUGUUCCUUAGAGGAUGUGGAUGUGGUAAAGCAUGGAAAGGUAAUUGUUAGUGGAUAUGCAGUGUCUGGAGGUGGGCGGGGAAUUGAGAGAGUGGAUAUAUCAGUUGACGGAAGUAAGACAUGGGUGGAGGCAUCGAGGUACCAGAAGACUGGCGUUCCAUACAUUGCAGAUGAUAUAAGCAGUGACAAAUGGGCAUGGGUGUUUUUUCAAGCUGAGGUUGACAUCCCACAGAUAACUGAGAUAGUUGCGAAAGCGGUUGAUACUGCAGCAAAUGUGCAACCUGAAAAUGUGGAGGUCAUAUGGAACCUGAGAGGAAUACUGAACACAUCAUGGCACCGGGUCCAUGUUCGGGUGGGACACUCCAAUCUGUAGGUGGGAGACACCAUGAAUGGGGGAUUGUUGAUUGACAUAGUGUUUCAAGGUGUGUUAUAGUUUUUGUCUCUGUAUGUGUUCAUCAGAUCAAAGAAUAAUGGAACUGGCUUGAUGACAAGCAAAAAUACUCUUUUGUGAUCAGUGAUUUCAUGAAUUAUGGGGAUAAUUUUAGUUUUUGAUGAAUCAAAACUUUGCAAAUUCAAUAAUAGGAAGCAUUUCAUGUUUGCACUCA
Messenger RNA from Nelumbo nucifera (sacred lotus), 1512 nucleotides. It is a transcript of the gene SOX, whose product is annotated as sulfite oxidase. The record is from RefSeq and is a predicted model, not a curated record. Gene Ontology annotation, biological process: sulfur compound metabolic process. Lineage: Eukaryota; Viridiplantae; Streptophyta; Magnoliopsida; Proteales; Nelumbonaceae. Gene Ontology annotation, molecular function: sulfite oxidase activity; molybdopterin cofactor binding; molybdenum ion binding. Gene Ontology annotation, cellular component: mitochondrion.